UUCAUCUUCUGAGUAAAAAUACAAGGAAAAGAAAUCACACCUCUUACGUGUUUGUGCAGUAUGCACGAUCAUUUUUAAUCAUUUCGUUUAAUCGUUAACCUUGAUCUGAAAUUUCAAACUGCAUGUUGGCGGCACUGAUUUCGAUUGGUUAUUUCUCCAUCAUUAUUUGCAUAUAUAAGCCAUUUCUGAGUUUGUGUUUUGGAGAGUGUGUCGGGCUGAAGAAUGUGGAAAAGUGGAAGAAAUGCAUGAAAAUGCGCCGGGAUACUCUCGCAGCAUUUUAAUAGGUUGCAGCUCGCGAGCAGACAAGUACAGACAUCAUUCCUCCGCCAGACAAGCGCGUGGACUGACUGCCUUUCCUCUUUAGUUCGCUUUCGCUUUUAUUUUUUUCAACAAUCACCUGCAUUUUUAUACAGCACAUUCAGAAAAGGACAAUGUCCUUUUCCCUUCUUUUGAAAUCCAAACGUGCGCGUCGGAGAUUUUUGAUCCGGUCUUGAUUAUUUUCUCGGUUCCUGGAGGUGUUAUUGCAAUUGAAGUGUGUCAUCAUUUGCUCUGAACAAGAGCAGGAACAUGCUCGGGGAUUCAAUCGAGAGAUAAGGGGGCUUUUCCAAUAGGCUAGACAAAUCUUGGACAUUUGCAAGCGUUUAAUUGUGAUUCAUACAUAUAUCGCGCGUUUUUGUCCUGCGUCUGCUUCAUAUAAGGUUGUACUAUGGACUACAAGCUCUGACGUCUGCAUCAGAUAUUUUCUGCUGCAUUUCUUUAAAUGUGCAUCUUUUCUCCCCUGUGACUUUGAGAGGAACUUCUCGACCAUCAGCAAUAGGGGAUGCAGAUUUCAUUUUUUUUUUUUUUACCCCACCUCCAACCUUUAUAGCUGAGGGGGGGAAUAAAUAAAAAUAUCACACACUGUGGAGCACCCCCUCUUUGAAGGAGCAUCACUGGAGCCAUGGCUUGUCCACCGCUUUGGACCUGGAAACUGCGACGACAGGUGUAGAAGAAGACUGAUACUCUUCCAUUUUUCCACCUUUUUUUCAUCAUCAUCAUAUGUUUUUAUUUUUUUAUCCAUGGUUUGGUUGAAGAAGACUUUCCAGCAUUUUUUCCAGAAGUCUUGUCGAAGCUGAGAGAUGUCUGAUCUUCUGGUGUUGAUCGAGGGGGUCUCUGACCUGCACGGAUUUCCAUAGCUGAAGAAUAACAGCUGGGACCUGUUAAAUAUUUUUUUUCUUUUUUCUUUCCCCCCAUCCCCCCUCCCCCCUUUUUAUUUUUAUUUUAGUUUUUUUUUUCUUCCUCCUUUUCCUGUUUCUUUUUUUCUUUUUCUUUUUCUUUUUUUCCCGCGGGCCAUCACAAACGUGUGCAUUGGUGCUUUGAUCUUAGUCAAAUUAUUUGGCCUUUUUUUCCCCAUCCCCUUCUGUUGGAUUCUUUUUUUCUACUUCUUUUUUCUUUUCUUUUCUUUCUUUUUUUUAAAAAAAAAAAUCUGUUUGGAGCACGGGCGGUUGGAUUACUGAAAUUGAAUUAACGGAUUUGUGGAAAUGUUGGGUCCUCAAGAAGACAAAUUAUGUGGAAUUGUUUCUGCUCUGGCGGCCUUGUCCUUUGUCUGCUUUGCACAAAGCACCUCCACCGGAAGUAGCGGAAUAUCUUUGGCCAAGACGACAGUGGACAAAUUGCUGAAGGGGUAUGACAUCCGCCUUCGGCCAGACUUCGGAGGUCCUCCAGUCAUUGUGGGAAUGAGUAUAAAUAUUGCCAGUAUUGACUCCAUUUCAGAAGUCAACAUGGACUAUACCAUCACCAUGUAUUUCCAACAAAGCUGGAGGGACAAACGGUUGGCCUAUGCUGAGAUGGCUUUGAACCUCACUUUGGACAACCGUGUGGCUGAUCAGUUAUGGCUCCCAGAUACCUACUUCCUGAAUGACAAGAAGUCUUUCCUGCACGGUGUGACGGUGAAGAACCGAAUGAUCCGGCUCCAUCCAGAUGGCACUGUUCUUUACGGACUGAGAAUAACCACUACAGCAGCCUGCAUGAUGGACCUGAGACGGUACCCCCUCGAUGAACAGAACUGCACCCUGGAGAUUGAGAGUUAUGGGUACACCACAGAUGAUAUUGUAUUCUUCUGGCAAGGAGGGGACAAUGCCGUGACAGGUGUGGACAAACUGGAAUUGCCUCAGUUCUCCAUUGUGGAGCUACGUCUUGUGUCCAGAGAAGUGAGGUUUACUACAGGUUCAUACCCUCGGCUGUCGUUGAGUUUCCGCAUCAAGAGAAACAUAGGCUACUUUAUCCUGCAAACUUACAUGCCCUCCAUCCUGAUCACAAUCUUGUCCUGGGUCUCCUUCUGGAUUAACUACGAUGCUUCUGCUGCUCGUGUGGCCCUGGGUGUAACUACGGUGCUCACUAUGACAACCAUCAACACCCACCUGAGGGAGACCCUCCCAAAGAUCCCCUAUGUGAAAGCCAUCGAUGUCUACCUCAUGGGCUGCUUCGUCUUUGUUUUCCUGGCCCUGCUUGAAUAUGCCUUCGUAAACUAUGUGUUCUUUGGAAGGGGACCCCAGCAGCAGAAAAAGGUCAAUGAAAGGCUAAACAAAGCCAACAACGAGCGUCCCCGCUAUGAGGAGAAGCGUCUGAGGGAACAGGACUCCAUUUCAGCGCCGUUUCAAAGCAACACCCUCAGGUCAUAUACACAACGAAGAAAUCUGUAUCUCGAGGAACAAAGAAAAGUCGGGGUGGACGCUUAUGGAAACAUUCUUCUCACCACUUUGGAGAUGAACAAUGAGGUGAUGCCGUCCGACGUUGGCAGCAGCGUCAGUGACUCACGGAACUCCGUCAUGUCCUUUGACAGCUCCGGAGUGCAGUUCCGCAAGCCCAUGGCUUCACGGGAUGGGUUCAGCCACCACUCGUUGGACCGCAGCGGCAUGCGCAGUCGUGCCAACUGCCGGCUAAGAAGGCGCUCGUCCAAGCUGAAGCUCAAAAUCCCCAACUUGGCGGAUGUUAGCACCAUUGACAAGUGGUCCCGGGUCAUUUUUCCCAUCACUUUUGGAUUCUUCAACCUUAUCUAUUGGUUGUAUUACGUGAAUUGAUAUGCGUUCCCCUAGGAAACAUGGGCCAUAUUUUGAGAGCACAUUGAAUUGGCUUUGAUACAAUUGGAAAAUAUGUGUACACAUAUAUGAAAAGUUGAUACAUAUGUAUAUGCAUAUUUCUAUAUAUUCUAUUUCUAUAUACACAUGCGUGUGUAAAAUCUAAAGGACUUUUCUGCUGUAAAAAAAAAACAACAAAAAAAGAGAAACGUAUUAUAUAGAAUGACUUGAAUGUUUAAGAAUAAUACAAAAGAAACCUUUCAAAUAUUUGAAUUCUUUUCCUUCUGAAACAAACAACGAGUUACAUACAUUAGUCCCCUGUUGGAGGGUACGGAACUAAAGACUGCAUGAUAUUUUUGCCAAAAGAAAAGAUCGCAAGAGAAAAAGAACGUGUCAUUGGCUUUUUAUCGAUACUGUAAUCAACCUCUCCCAACCGCAGCUCAUGAAAUCAGAAGUGGCUUGUGCAUUUCGGGGCAUCAUCCGAGCGGGCCCCUAGACCCCAUCCACUGCUUUCCCCAUCCCCAUGGAAGAGACUGACGGAAAUGUCCGUUUCUACACUGUACAGCAGCCUCUUUUGGAAUUAUGUGUCAUUCCUUGAUUUUGCAAGUGACAAGCGUGCUCUUUAUCGGACCUCUCAGCUCUGGUCAAUGGUUUACACUGGACGACCAUCUUGAGUUUUAACCAAUGCAUCCUGCCCAGAGUCAGUAUGUUUCAUUUUCUCUCUUCUCUUUUUUGCAGAUUCUCCUUUCUUUCAGUUUUGGGCUAAGGGUUAAAUCCAAAUUUUUGGAGGGCAUCACCUAAACAUGUUCUAGAGGUAGUUCAUUAAUAGAUAUUAAGCCACUGGUAUGCUUCAUUCAUUGGGAAUUUAAGAAAACGAAGAAAAAAAAAAAAAGAGUACAUUCAUUCAUUCAGUAGCCUUAUUGACAUGGUCAGGUAGUAAUGUUGUUCUUUAUUUACUCUUGUCCCUAGUGCAUUCCAUCUGUUCUAUUGAUACAGUAUUCAUGAACAUCUUGUAGAGCUUUGUGUUGUUUGGAAUGGAGGGAAACCCUUAGUGAGCUGUAACGUUUCUUUAGAACUUGGAUUUGAACUAUGUGAAAAUGUAUAAAAUAAGGAGAGAAAAGAUUCUUAUGUAUUCAACAGGGGAUGUGACCAUGUUUUUAUCUGUUUCAUGUUUAAGUCAACCACUCAAACCAUAGUGUGACCUGAUAUUGUAUAUAUUCAGUCAUUGUAGUGAUCCAUCCUGAGAAUGAUAUACGCUGAUGUUUUUAGUUUCUCUAAAAUGUGCCUGUCUGAAACCUGAAGGAUGUGUCCUCAGUUCAUCAAUCAGUGAAAGAGGGCCGAAUGACCCUUGAUCUUUGACCUUUCACUUUAAGCACUGCAGACCCACCCACAGCUCUGACGUCUUGCAUCUUGGGAUUGAUUCUCAAAGAUGAAUGACAUCAGCAUAAUCAGGAAGAAAAAAAAAAGCUUCUGAGUCUUUUCGGGGCAAAAUGACAUGUACGAUAAAAGCCAUGAACUGAAGUGACAACCAAAAAGGCCUAUAAUUCAUUUCUCUUUUUACCAUGAACCUCUGACUCACCCACCACCAUUUCUUUUGGGCUUCGCCUCAUUAUGAUUUACCUCAGCUUCAUUGACACUGAGGUCACCAGAUCUUUCUCUAUCUUCAGGUGACUGCUCAAUUUCAUUUAUCAGUUCAUCUGCCAUCCACGUUCAUUCAAAGCUCAUUUCUGGUUGUGUCUAGAUGUCUCACUGCUCAGAGUAGCUCAGUUGAGGAGAAGCAUCCCAACAAAUGCUUUUCACAGCAAUGUUGGAUCAGUUCUUGAAGAUGUGGAUGAGAACUGAAUUGCUGAAUAACUGAGCAAGGGGACAUUUAAAAGCAAAGAGAAAGCUCCCAGUGGUGGUUUGAGAACACGAGAGCCCUGGAUUUGCUUGAGUUCCCUGAGGAGGAUCUUCUGAGCAGGCCUCAGACCUCAGAGCUCAGCAGAGUCCCUUGGCUCUCGACCCCCCACACCAGACCUCUCAACACUCGGGAAAAUGUGGACCAGCCACCACAUCACCAACAGAUCACUCAUUCCAUGGAGAAACAAAGGAAUCAGGGAAAUCCGAAGGUAUAGGAGGCUGUACUUCUAGGUACUUGUAAGGUCCUAUGUUACUUAUCAGCAGAUGACCGUAGAAGCAAGUUCGAAGGAUUUCCACUUGUGUUAUUAUAUUUGUUAUUGUGAGCACGACCUUAACACCUGUGCAAGGGAGCCAAUACUCUCAAGUGCAAAGCAAGACAUGCACAGUUGCAUGCACAGUGUAGCAAUUAAGUUAAGCGCAAAUCUGCACUAAAAGAGGAUGGAGGUUAGAGUGCUUUUCUUGUGAAAGCCUAACUAUUAUGAGUGUUAUGGGGGUGGCUUGGCCAAUUAUGACUCCCAGUAGGCAUUCAAGAUGCUGCAAUGCUUUGCCAAUGAAGGUUCAAAGGCAGAGUACUUAGAGUACACAUUUAAUCUAUAGCGUUUAGAUGUGCAUUUACAAUGUAGAUCAGACCUUUUAAGCUACAAUAUUGGUCCACCUCUACUAGUGCAGUGUUGUAGACAAGUGUAGUGAUAAGUUGAAAAUGCCAACUGCAACGUCAGCCAACUUUUCUCUUAAUGUAUUCAAGGGAACCGGACCAGUUUUUUAUUUUAUUUUUUUUUUAUUUUUUUGAGACUGGACACCAGAGUUUGCUUGCUUUGCCUUUGACAAAUUGGAAAAGGUGGAAAAGUGGCAUGACGUCUAGGUGGCACAUAUAUUUAAGUUUAUUAUCGUUUGAGCGCCAGCCACUAUUAACUGAUAAGACUGCACAAUUAAAAGGAUGUUGAUAUAUUUUUGUAUCAGAUAUUACUGCUAAGUUAUCAAUCAGUGUUAAUAGGUGCUCUAUUGUUUCCUUAGCGUGACUAAUAAUAGAGAAAAAUUGCAUACAAUAUCAUAACCUGUGGUUCGGUAUAUUAUCCAUGAGAAUAAUUAGAAAUUCUUAGUAGUAGAUUGUACAAGAGGUUUCAUAACUAUAUACAGUACAUGUAAGUUAGCGCCCAUUUACUACAUAGCUUCGUUACCUUCUAGUAGACUUGCUGGCACUAUGCAGUCUUUCUCACUAAUGCUCAGUUUAAUGUUCCACAGGGUAAUCUGAAACAUUAUUGGUCCAUGCGUCCUGACCAAUCACGAUAGGCAAGGGUUGAAUUUUUCGAUAGCAUGGGGAUUGGUGAAAUGCUAAUACAGCCAUACUGUGCCACUGAGACAUGUUGGAUGUUGAAUAUGUUCAAAUGGAUAUUGUGUUGAUCAUCAACAUGUUCUUGUAGCACCAGCACUCUGUUUAUUCACAGUGAGCUUACACCUAGAACAGAUUUUUGGUAAGAUUCUGGUUUGUGGGCAUUCGUCCCUGCAAGAUUUGCCUUAACAAGAUCACUAAGCAUUUUUCGUGAAAUAUUUCUGAGCAAUACAAUGCAAAUACAACAAAGUUCAUGAGAAAGUGAUUCUCUUUCAACUCAAUUCAAGCCUUAAACAUGGUUAUAGAGCAUUAUAAUUUGAUCAUUGAACAUUUGGGGUACAAUUAAGUGCUACAACCUAGAAAAUAUAGUGAUAAAUUAGUUUCCUCAAAUGUCUCUGGCUAUGUUUCCACUGCUUAGAACCUCAGAACCUCAAAAUGUAGAACUAAAUAUUUACAGGUUUAGAAUUUGGAUGUCUCACCUUUAGUAAUUGCACCUCUAUCUUACAAUUAUGACUUUAUUUCUGUUAUCUACUGUAUGACCUUUUAUCUCACUUUACUCACAGUUUCUUGUAAUUGGGACUUUAACCUCACAAUUUCCAAAAUUCUGUUCCACAAUUAUAUCUUGUAACUGUGCGGACUCCUAAUUGUGAUUUUAUUUCUCAUAAUUAAAUCUUUAUAUUACACUGAAAAAAGUUAUUUUAGCAUUUUAUCCAGGUUAUUUGGUUCUGAGUUUUGUAAGUGGAAACAUGGAUAUUGUAGAGUUAAUUCACACCAAAAAGUAUGGUAUGAAUAACCUAUUAGAAAAAAACAACAAUUGCAUAGAUUACGUGGAUUACAGAUUACGUGGCAAGUAAUAGUAAAAUCAUUCCCACAACAUGGAGGGUUUACACGUAGCCCAAAUGCUAAUUUCUUUACCGUCGGCCUGCUUGACCUGUUUGCUAAGUCUGCAACCUGCUGCAGUACGAAGGCAUUGAUAGAUAGCGCUAUUGAAAAUCUACAAUGGCACAAGUUGCUGUUUUAGAAGUAGCUAUCAGGUUAAUCAUACAGUCUCACACAUGUUUCACUAUCCAAGGGAGUUGGUGCAUGCAACACACCAUACUAGCAUUUUAGCUUUUUAUUUGAAAGUUUAGUUUCACCAUAGUGCUAGAACAGAUAAAUUGUCGUUAAGACCAAUUUGCCAGUUUACAAGGGACAUUUGGCCAAAAUACUCAGAUAAAUGUAGCAGCACUGAGUUGAGAGAGUGAUGGUAGUUGACUCAUGGCAGUCCAUGUUAUAUUUUGUUUUGUAAUCUUAAUUUCAAAAUCACAAAGUCUACAUUGUUACUUAUUCUGCACGAUUAGCUAAUUUGUAUUCAAACAACUUGUGUCUUUUGUUGUGUAUUUGAUGUUUUUUUUUUUUUUUUUUUUUUUUAUGAAAUUAAUAAAUUUUGAAGGUUGGGGGCUCUGUUAUCAGUCUAUCGCAGAAUGUGUCAGAUGUGUGGGGGUUAAAUUGUGAUAAAAAUUGCUGCUAAUUACCACUUUUAUCUAGUGAUGCACAAGACAGCGUUCAGUUUUGAUCACUUUAGAUUACAUGUGUCACUACUAGCAUUCAGCCAUCCUUUGCCACCUUAAAAACUGUGUUUGAAAAGAAAUGGGUCCUUCGUGUCUAUAUUUGUAACAACUAAUCUUGCACACUCUCUGAAGAAUAGUGGCUCAGCCAUAGAUACACUGUUGCAAGUCGCAAAAAUGGCAGACUCCAUCUAUUGAGAUGGAUAUUAUUUAGGAAAUAAUGGGACAAGAAUAGCAUUUAGAAUAGCAUUGUGUCAAGGUAGCAUACUCUUGAGCACUGAUGAGAUUGUUGGCCUUUUUUGGAGAAUGUGACUCAUCGUAACAUUAAAGUAUUAUUUCUUCUGUGUAAUUUGCUCUAUGGUUAGGGGAUAGUGGACACAUUUUCCUUUCGUCUUGCACUUUGCUUUAGUUCUAGAAGAAUAUAUUGUUUAUUAAUGUUUUUUGUCCUUUUAUUUAAAACAGCUUUGCACAACUUACAGCGGGGGUGGGGGAGGGUUUGGCAGAACUCAAUGAGGCUAAUGUGUUCUGAUGACAACGAAGGACAUAAUUAUCUACGCACUUCACACAAAUCACCCCAUAUGCUCACUUCAACAUUUUCAUACCAUUAACAUAACUCGACAAAUCAUCGAAUAGCUUUUACUCAAGUACAUUGUUUUUGUCUUUUGCAACAUCCACCCAUGAAGCAGGAGAAAAGGAAGUACAAAAACUGUUGAACUGAUUUUAAUGUGAAUUUUCUUGCCUCUUGUGUAUAUGUGUAAUUACAUGUGAAUUGUAUUGUAAAUAUGAUAUCUUUCACUUAUAUUUCUUAAUGCAUGAACAAAACAGGGCAGUUGGUAAUAACAGCUAGCCUCAAUGCUACUGGCAUGGACAGCUUUUACAGCACCGGCAUAACUUCUGCAAACGAAACCUAUCUCUGAAAAAAAAAGACAAAGAAAAGGAGAAAAACUCACAAAAAGAUACCGUUUUUUUUUUUGCAUGUGUCUUUUCGGAAAGGAUUAUUUUCAUAAUUUCUUUUCUAUUCUAAAACUGGCCAUUCAUAUCACCCUCACAUACAAAGAAAGCAAGCUUUUUGCUUCUUGCUGUGCACAGAGAUCGAACCAAACACUGUAAAUCUUAAAUUAAAAAUAGAAAACAAAAAAGAAAAGUACUAUAUCCGAAAAGGAAAGUUAUGGAGAAUAUGAUUCAUGGAAUCAUCACUUUAAAAAAAAAUAUAUGAGAAGAUAUGCACAUUUUCACCAUUUCUUGCUUUUUUUGUAUAUCACAUACAGAUGAGAGUAGAUAGAUACACCUAUUAAGCCAUUAGUUCAAAGUAGACUAGACCUGCUUACAUCUCAUUGAGCAAAACAGCAAGUUAAAGUUUCAUGCCAUGAGAAUGCAUGACUGGCUGAAUUUUUUAUUUUAUUUUAUUUAUUUUAUUUUUUUUGCGCCAGGAUAGUGUUACUGAUAUAGCGACUUAUAACACAUAAACACAGCACACACACACACGCAAAGUACUAACCUGAAGAGAAAAUCCUCAAAAUAAAAUUAAUUCGGCAAAUAUCUAGGGCAACCACUUCAUACUUAAUUUGAGAAUUCAAUUGCUAUUCAGUAUUCUUUCGUUUCAUUUCUAGUUGCCUGUAUUUGUUGUAUUCUUUAAAUGAAUUGUUAACUCUUAUUGUUGAUGUUUUCUCAUGGAAGGGAAAUAUAUUUCUACUUUACAUCCUGCCCUGAAAGUAAAAUGCAUUCUGUUUUUGUGUUGUACUGGUUUUGUUCUCAUUAAGCUCUUGGUUUGAUUCUGUUGAACUAUUGAGGUGUGAUGAUUUUUGAUGAUCCAUUUGGGGGUAUGAUUUGUCUUCAUGAAAUCAACAUUUGUAAAGUAUAAGGUUGUAUUCUCUUCUCUUUUUUUCUUUACUUUUUCUUUUUUCUUUCUUUCUUUUAUUUUUGUCAGUGCCAAUUAAUGUAAUGGUGUCGGUCAGCUUUUCUAGGUGUUUGAGCAAAAUGUGUUUUUUACUAAUACAAGAUGUUACAGUAUGUGGUACAAAGAAAAAAAAAUGGGUUAUAAGUAACCAACUGACUUUUUACAAAUAAAGGCUUAUACAGUAAAGAA
This is a messenger RNA of Cyprinus carpio (common carp), 9918 nucleotides long. Its product is annotated as gamma-aminobutyric acid receptor subunit beta-4-like. Gene Ontology annotation, molecular function: GABA-A receptor activity; extracellular ligand-gated monoatomic ion channel activity; neurotransmitter receptor activity. Gene Ontology annotation, biological process: nervous system process; chemical synaptic transmission; signal transduction. The transcript has 11 exons. The record is from RefSeq and is a predicted model, not a curated record. Gene Ontology annotation, cellular component: neuron projection; membrane; synapse. Lineage: Eukaryota; Metazoa; Chordata; Actinopteri; Cypriniformes; Cyprinidae. Bases 1521 to 3059 code for a protein of 512 amino acids.